Oreochromis aureus is the source of this 1418-nucleotide messenger RNA. RefSeq names its product nicolin 1 (gene nicn1). Gene Ontology annotation, cellular component: nucleoplasm. The record is from RefSeq and is a predicted model, not a curated record. The coding region runs from base 592 to 1137 and encodes 181 amino acids. Lineage: Eukaryota; Metazoa; Chordata; Actinopteri; Cichliformes; Cichlidae. The transcript is spliced from 5 exons.
CAGCAGAGGCUCCAGCAGAGAGUCAGUCUCCAUAGACUCUCUGUAAAUAUGAUUAUUUUAAUAUGUAACUGUUUCAGUCUCUAUAGAUAAUUCCCCCAUUAUAACACCUUCACUGGCGCAGCGGGGGGGUAGCCUUUAGAAAGGUUGAGGGGCAUGGCCUCUUUGACUGACAGGUGGUUGGUGAAACAGGUGGGUGUAGCUGCUAGUUGUCUGUUAGCUUCACCUGAACUGGACCUCUGGACGUGUUUGUGCUGUUGGAGCAUUUUUAAUGACAUCAUGUGACCAAUAACACGCGUAGUCUGAGGUCAGGGUUCGGGUUAGGAUUGCUACUGAGCAGUCCAUUCUCUCAUCUAAAUAUGGUCACAUCUAGUACCAGAAACCAGCUCGGCAUUAGCCAAAACACUAACGCUUUGAUAUAAAGAUCAGUGACAGUGAUGACACAGCCAGCAGAAAUGAAGCUUUCAGCCAGCUGCAGUUGAUAUCACAUGUCAAGCCCCUGCAGGUCAAAGUUUGGGAGCAGCUCUGUAAAGAAACGAGAGGAAAGGGGUCACAGAGCAGCGUCUCGUUAGCCGCUCUGCCUAUUCGCUUCUGAUGGCAGAAGUUGAGAAAACUUUGCCGCCUGUUGUGCUGCCAGACCGAGCUGCUGUGCCUCUGCUAACAACAGGAGGAUUAACCGCAAUCGUCAGAUCUGUAAAUCGAUGUAUCCCGCUGGGCAUAAAAACCACCACAGCCGGCUCCAGUUUGUUUUCCCUCUCAGCUGUGGUGGCGUCGAGCCAGCCGGCUCCCCGAGAAACUCACAAUAAGUUUAUGCAGGUGGAGCCGGAUCACGUGGUGUGUGUGCGGCUGAUCCUGAGACAGCCGUCCUUGGCCUGGUUAACCUUCAGCCUUGAAGACAUUAAAAUAUUCCCUCACACGGAGCCGGACCCAGAGAAGGAGGUUUCUGAUUGGCUGUCUGACCUGACCCUCAUUGACCAGCACCCUGAUCUGGAGGGUCUCCCUGACCCGCAGACCGUAUCCUCCAGCAUCCAGCAGAUGUGGGCUCUGACUGAGGUGAUGCAGACCAAUCAGACGACAGCAUCCAUCGGACGGUUCGAUGUGGAUGGAUGCUACGAUAUCAGCCUGCUCUCCCUGACAUAAAGAUGUGUGUGUGUGUGUGUGUGUGUGUGCGUGCACGUGCGUGUGUGUGUGUGUGGGACGCUUGUAUAUCGGAGUUCAUGAUGGCGGCUGUAACAGCAUGAAGAGAAAGUGCUGACAGAGACAGACUGACCUCUGCUCGUCACCCUGUGGUCAUUUCCUGCCCUGAUGUGAUGCUGUCACAGUAUUUAAGCCUUCACUCUAAUGUCUAAUGCGAAGACCUGCGAGUCCUUAAAGUAUCUGUACUAAAGACUCGUUCACUAAUAAAAAAUAUCCUAAAGUAA